Zingiber officinale is the source of this 2562-nucleotide messenger RNA. RefSeq names its product zinc finger CCCH domain-containing protein 18-like. The record is from RefSeq and is a predicted model, not a curated record. The transcript is spliced from 8 exons. Lineage: Eukaryota; Viridiplantae; Streptophyta; Magnoliopsida; Zingiberales; Zingiberaceae. Bases 334 to 2031 code for a protein of 565 amino acids. Gene Ontology annotation, molecular function: metal ion binding; RNA binding.
AAUAACAUCUCUUAAUUCCACCUCAUCCAAGAGCGUCUCCAUAGCCCGUGGAAGCGGUCAACAGCGCUUUUCUUAAUUUCGGCUAAGAUUUGGCUUAUUUUUAUGCAAUUUUUUUUAUUAUUUUUUUGUUUGAUAAAUAGAGAGAUUGAGUUCGACAUGGUGUGAUUUUGUAAGCCUAAAUCGAGCCGCUUGAUGUGCUGCGAGUUAUAAAGAGGAAACCUAGCUGUAUUCCAUAUAAAAAUAGCAGAGUAGUAGAUGUUAAAAGACAAGGACUGGGAAUCGUAUCAGAGAGAGAGGAGUCUCGUUUUUGUUUAAAGUUUUUGUUCUUCAUCGAUGGUGACUGGCAUGGAGGCAGGAGAAGCCAGGUACUGUGACCUGGAUUUCUUUGAGUUGGCGAAGAUCAUCUAUGCCAAAGUUCAAAAACUGGAACCAGAGAACGUGUUUAAGAUCAUGGGAUGCAUAUUUUUGAAAGAACCAAGUGACCUAGAAAUGAUCCAAUUGGCAUAUGGUUCUGAACACUUGUUGCUUUCAACAGUAGAGGAUGCAAAUAACAUGCUUACUUUGCUUUUCCCCAAGAAAACCCUGCCUAAAUUCCAAAUUGGUUCUUACCCUCCUUUUGGAUCACGGUCCAACUCCUCUCUCAACCACAUCUCAACAUCUCAUUGGGAUACUCAACUUGCUCAGAAUGAACACAAUGCCACAUCCCACAGCUUUGAUUUCUCCCCAUUUUCUGAUUUGAUUGGAGACAAGUACUCCCUCUACGGUCAAGCUCAAACAGUGGAGCCGCUGGAUGGUUCUGCUUCAAGUCACAUUAGCAACUACUACGGCCCGGAUUCUGCAUUCGCUGGUGGAAUGGAUUCUAGGUUCAACAGGAGAUCACACAGCUUAUCUGAUUUGCCUAUUAAGGCUUGCCACUAUUUCAACAAGGGCUACUGCAAGCAUGGAACAAACUGUAGGUACUCACAUGCCCAGUCCUUCCCAGAUGGGUUUCCUCAUGCACAUAGCACCAAUAUGCAAGAAUGCCCCAUUGAGGAUCACCCACUCACACCAAGAUCUCUAGAGAAGCUGGAAUUUGAGAUUUCAGAGCUUUUGAGGUCCAAGAGGGGAAUGCCUGUUUCAAUUGCCUCAUUGCCCAUGUUAUACUCUGAGAAAUAUGGGAAGAACCUUCAGGCUCAGGGGUAUCUCACUGAGAGCCAGCGUCAUGGCAAGGCUGGUUACAACUUGACCAAGCUUCUGUCCCACUUGAAGAAGAGCAUUAGGGUCAUUGAGAGGCCGCAUGGACAACACUCAGUAAUUCUAGCAGAGGAUGCUUCAAAAUAUAUAGAUGGCAGGAAUGAGAGAAAUGACCUAUCUCCAACAUCGUCUAGUUCUCAUCAGAUUUAUCUUACUUUCCCGGCCGAAAGCACAUUCACUGAAGAAGAUGUUUCCAACUAUUUCCAGCAAUAUGGCCAAGUUCAUGAUGUUAGGAUUCCUUGUCAAGAAAAGCGCAUGUUUGGGUUUGUUAGCUUUGUCCAUCCAGAGACUGUCAACAUGAUUCUGAUGAAGAGGAAUCCCCAUUACAUAUGUAAUGCCAGAGUUUUGGUGAAACCAUACAGGGAAAAGACAAAAAUCAUGGACAGAUCUUACACAGAAAAAUUGAAGCCUAUGAUUAAUUAUCUUUCCAAUUAUCAUGAAAUGGAUCGUGAUGCUCAUUCAGAAUCUGAGGGUGCAAGACUACAAUAUCAGCUGCUGAUUGAGGAAAAUCAGAUGAUGGAGCAAGAGAGAACACAUCUCUCUAGAUUGAACUUGACUCGUGAGGCGGUAACUCAGCGACAUUAUUUGAUUCCUAGAGUUGAUGAAUUGAAAACUUUUGAAGGUUCCAAUCACUUCUUACUAAAUCGUUUCAGCCAUGAACUUGAUCUUCUGAACGAUGGUGCCACAGUUGAUAGCAAAACUAAAUAUACAGGUGAACAAGAAAGUGACAACAUUGAACUCCCCGAUAGCCCAUUUGCAACUCCAUCUAUAGCAAGCAGGACUUCUCCAAUCGUAUAAUUAUCCAGACUGAACAACAAAGAAAUCAAGAGAACUUUCAAUGCCAUUUUACAUCAGUUAACUCAGACUCUUAAUGAUCUCUAUAUUCAUUUCUACAAAUAUAUCAUGUGAUUACCGGCUCGGCUACGCCCUGGGGGCAUAAUCUCAUAUUCAUGAAUGGACAAAUAAACGCUUCUCCAUAUUUUACUGUGAAAAGGAUAGGAAGGAUGAUACCAACCAGAAGAAAGCAAGCAACUUGUCUAUGUAGAUAUUGAAGAAAAAUGUUAUUAGAAGAGGAAACUAACUUUUCAUAGAAGGACAAGAACUACCAGAGCAUAGAAAUAAAUGUUCUAUACCUUAACAGUUUUAGGUGGUAAUUAGCUGAUAUACCUCAGUAAUCACCAUUGCCCCUUGUUAUUAAGCUUGUCACAAGCACCUGGCAGAUGACUGGUUAUCAAAGAAAAGACCAGACAAUUUAACAUUUGUAGUAGCAUAUGUAUACAAAUUUAUGCUCAUCUAUCUUGGAAUUAUUGCUAAAGCAGUUGAAUGUAA